GCUGUUCGGUGAGCGGUCCUAUUGUGUGGGUGUGGCCACAAAGCCUGAUAAUGGAUGAUGACUGUUCCGGGGACGAGUUCAUUGGGAGCUACAAUAAAUCAAAUGAAAAAUACAUUACUCCUCGUUCAUUUCAGGACUCUAAGCCUGUUCAAUAUACUCUUCCUGAUAUAUUACAUUAUUUGCAAUCAGAAUGGUCUAAAAUGGAAAUAGAAAGGUCUCAAUGGGAAGUAGAACGGGCGGAAAUGCAGGCAAGGAUUGCAUUUCUGCAGGGUGAACUUAAAUGCCAAGAAAAUCUUAAAACAGACCUUGUUAGACGUAUAAAAAUGCUUGAGUACGCCGUAGUUCAAGAAAGAAAUAAAACAUUUAAAAUGAAAAAUACUGUUGAUAACCACAAUUCUGGCGUAAAUACUCACUUAGACGAGGACGUUUCAAAUAAUCUUGAACGCAAUAAGGAAGAGAGGGCUUUCUUGAGACGUUACCUUGGUCAGAUUGGUAUUUCAAAGCAAAUAUCUGAGGCCCGUCAGGUUUCUGUCAGAGAAUUGCUUGGUAUUUCGGCUCCUAAUAUUUUAUCCCGCCCAAAGUCGGAUAGCAAGGAAUUAAGCUCAGUUAGUGCCGAUCGAAAUUCACUUCACUCAGCGCUUGCCAGCUUUGGAUUUCUUGGGGAGGAGGAAUCAGGGGAAUUAAUUAAUCCAUCAAAUCCUAGUGCAGAAGAUGUAAUUCCCCUGUCUAAAGAAUCUGAAUACGCUAUUCAAGAUGUUAAUACUUCUGAGGCUUUGGCGGAAUUUGACUUCAUUGUUAGUCAGCAUUUCGACGUGCCGAUAAGCAAGCCUUCAAAUGAUUCCUCUGAUGCAAACGAGGAUCAUCAACCUCUGUUAUCGCGUCUCAAAGAGCAAUAUCAAUAUUCUAAACCCCUCCAUAAUACCGGCGGAUCUAUUUCACUCAACACAUGGUUAUCUGAGCCACUCUCCCCAUUGAGUAGCGCAUUGAACCUUCCAAACAACUCUGAGCUGAGGCUUUUUUCUGGUGGGUCAUUAACAGACACUUGCAUUCCCAAUUCUCAAGCUCUAAGUAGUGCAGAUUUUGAUCUUGUCGUGGAUGAACAACCUGCGCCCACUACUGGACGACAAUUGAUCAUUUUGAAUCGCGGUAAUGGAGUUUCAGCUUCAUCCAUCGCACGCUCAGUCGGCUCAACCGGCACAAUGUCAUCAGCUGAAUCUUCAGCAUCAGAUGGUGGAGCGAGUAAUGGUCUCGGGCUUGGCGACUUAGCAGGUUUGACAGUGGCAAAUGAGUCAGAUAUAACUUCCCGUGGGUCCGCUUGCAUCAACAAUAAUAAUGAGUCGAUGUCUCCUUCAACUCCAGUCACUAUGGAUAGUCUAGAUGGCGUCCCACCUCCCGGAUUUAUUCCAGUGCUCUCUUCCAUUGAAUCCGUUUCUGGUAGCCUCUUGGAUACAGAUUUAAAAUCCCGUUUGGUGACUAAUACAAUUGCCACAAGUUGGGUUGCGAAAUACACGCUUCGGAGUCAUUUCGAUGCUAUAAGAUGCGCUGUAUUUCAUCCAACAGAACAGAUAUUGCUCACUGCUAGCGAAGAUCAUACUUUAAAAAUGUGGAAUCUGGCAAAAACUGUGCAAGCCAAGAAGACAACCAGUUUAGAUGUUGAGCCGAUGUAUACUUUUCGCGGACAUACGAGCCCAGUGCUCUCGCUUGUUGUCUCUCUCUACCGUUCUUCAGCCUCUUCUGCCUCCGCCUCAAUCGAUGAUCCCGUAAAUCCCAACCGCUCCUUUGCUUCAAGUUCAGGUGGACUGGAUGCCAACCCAAACGUCCCUUCCGCCUUAGGGGCGGUAGAUGUGGCUUCUUCAUUGUCCCUGAGUGAACCUACAACAGCAACCGUAAUCUCAGCCUCAACUUCAACUAUUGAUGGAGAAGUCUCUGAGGCUGAGGAUGGAAAUCCUCUCGUAGUGGCGUUUUCAGGAAGCAUGGAUGGAGAGAUUCGCGCCUGGAAAUUACCAGAUGCACGCAAGGACCCAUAUGAUGUUUUUGACUCCUCUAUACACGGUCCUGUGCUCAAGGGGCAUAAUGAUGCAGUUUGGUCUCUGUCAGCGGCCGUGGUCUUCCCAGCUUUAUAA
Protopolystoma xenopodis is the source of this 2123-nucleotide messenger RNA. The record is from the annotation of a GenBank genome assembly. Lineage: Eukaryota; Metazoa; Platyhelminthes; Monogenea; Polystomatidea; Polystomatidae.